Messenger RNA from Laccaria bicolor S238N-H82, 993 nucleotides. RefSeq lists its product as uncharacterized. Gene Ontology annotation, biological process: mitochondrial translational elongation. The transcript has a single exon. Lineage: Eukaryota; Fungi; Basidiomycota; Agaricomycetes; Agaricales; Hydnangiaceae. Bases 1 to 993 code for a protein of 330 amino acids. Gene Ontology annotation, molecular function: protein binding; translation elongation factor activity. Gene Ontology annotation, cellular component: mitochondrial matrix. The record is from RefSeq and is a predicted model, not a curated record.
AUGUAUCGAAACUGCCGGAAAGCUUUCACUUUUUCGUUGAGGCACUAUUCCACUGCUCCCACAGAAAAGCCGUCGUUAAAGCUUGUUGCAGAACUUCGAAAGCGAACCGAGGUGUCCAUCACGAAAGCUCGUGAAGCCCUCAGCGCAUCCAACAACGACGUGUCUGCAGCCCUUGAAUGGCUCCAAAAGGACCUUAUUACCAGCGGCGCCAAGAAGGCUGCCAAACUAGGGGGUAGGCCGACGCCGGAGGGUCUUAUUAGCGUGUCUGUGCUGUCAAGGGGCGGCGAGUCACACGUAGCUGGGGUGCGGGCUGCCAUGAUCGAGCUGAAUUGCGAGACGGAUUUUGUAGGGAGGAACGAGCUCUUUGGAAGGCUGGCGGCCGACAUCGCUCAUACGGCGGCGUACAUCUCCGAUCGUACUGGCUCAGCGACAGCGUUUAAUAGGGCAUUUCCACUCGACGUAUUGAAGGACGCGCCCCUGCUUUCUCAGUUGAAUCCCACGGCGCCUCCUACUGGGACGGUUGGCAGUUCUAUUCGCGAUAUGAUUUCCAAAGUUGGAGAAAAUGUUUCGCUACGUCGAGCCCUUGCGGUGGUGGAGAACUCACCCUCACCCAACGGCGACAUCGCACUCCGCAUUGGGUCAUACGUACAUGACUACAAAAUUGGCAGUCUAGCCUUGCUGGCUCUCAAGUCGAGGGGCAUAUCUUCGUCGCUUAACUCAGACGCGUUUCGAGAGAGGCUGGAGUUUUUAGAACGGGCGCUGGCACGACAAAUCCUCGGUUUCGAAACGACAUCUGUCAAUUCCUCUGAAGAUCAAACGUCCUUAUACAAUCAACCAUUCAUGAUGUUUUCACGAGAAAUGGAUUCCCCGCUUGUUGGAGAAGUCCUUCGUAACUGGUCAGAGAAGGAAGGACUACUGAAGGAGAACUCUGACGGAGGCGUUGCUGUCCUAGAUUUUGCGAAGUGGAAGGUGGGAGAAACCUUUGAUGAAUAG